AGUGAUUCUUGGGGUAUAUAAUACGGAUCAUACUAUGUGAUUGUCAGUUGACAAACGAAAUUUCUUCAAGAUGUUAGGUAAAAUUUUCAUCUUUGCUCUCUUCGGUAGCUCCUGCCUGUUGGCUAGUUCAAAAGCUGAGGAAAAUGAUGAAAAUUCGAGAGAUCUCAACGUCGAAGUAAACAGCCCAAAACUUGAUGCUCAACUUGAUUGGUUUAAUAAAGUUGGCCAAACUGUAAAGAAUGCCAGUGAAGAUUUGGAAAAGCCAUUCAAAACGGCUCACAAUGAUAUUUGCAAUUUUACAGACCAAGGCCAGAAAUUAUGCGGACAAAGCAAAGAUAAAUUUGAGGAAUUCAAUGUAAAGCUUGCCGAUACGAUCACCGAAUAUCAAGUAACAGCUCUCAAAAAAUCCAUCAAGGACUUGACCAAAGUUCAUGAGUAUUUGAACAAUCAACUCGACGCUGUACAAAAACGGUCGAGUCGAUCGAUUGGCUCUAAUGUGCAGAAUAAUAUAAACGGUCAGACUGGAGAUGUUAUUCCCGAUAGCUCACACAGUGCAUCUCAAGACAAUAAAUUAUUGAUUGCCGUAAGAGACAUCGAUAGUAGUGGAACCAAUAAUGGUAACCAUCAAGUCCAAAGUGUCAGUCCAAAAGGAAUUAAUAAGUUAGAAGAUAUAGUUGAUAACCUUACUCCUAAAGUGCAGGGUGCCAUUAAAAACGGAAUUAACACUGCUAAUCAGAUAGGAAACGUUCUUCCCGAUGGAUCUCUCGUCAUAUCUGGAGGCAGUAACUUAUUGAACGACGCAAGAUACGCCGCUAAUAGUGGAAUCAAUAAUGUUGGUUAUCAAGUCCAAGCUGGGAUUCAAAAAGGAAUUAAUGAUUUAGGAUACGUAGUUAAUACUAUUCGCCCUACAGUUCAGGCUGGCAUUAAUAAUGGAUUUAACACUGCCAGUCAGAUUGGAAAUGUUCUUCCCGAUGGAUCAAUCAUCUUAUCUGGAAACAGCAACUUACGGAAUGUGGCGGAAGACACGGCUAAUAGUGGAAUCAAUAAUGUUGGUCAUCAAGUCCAAACUGGGAUUCAAAAAGGAAUUAAUGAGUUAGGAAACGUAGUUGGUAAUGUUGGCCAUACGGUUCAGGAUGGCAUUAAGAACGGAAUUAACACUGCCGGUCAGAUUGGAAAUGUUCUUCCUGAUGGAUCAAUCAUCUUAUCUGGAAACAGCAACUUACCGAAUGUGGCAGAAGACACAGCUAAUAGGGGAAUCAAUAAUGUUGGCCAUCAAGUCCAACCUUGGAUUCAAAAAGGAAUUAAUGAUUUAGGAUACGUAGUUGGUACUAUUCGCCCUACAGUUCAGGCUGGCAUUAAUAAUGGAUUUAACACUGCCAGUCAGAUUGGAAAUGUUCUUCCCGAUGGAUCAAUCAUCUUAUCUGGAAAUAACAAUUCACCGAAUAAUAUGCAACACACCGAUAGUCAUGAAAACGAUAAUGUUGGUCAUAAUGUCCAUGAUAACAUUCAUAAACGAAUUCAUGAAGUCGGUAACGCAGUUCAUAAUGUUGGCCAUCAAAUCCACGAUGGCAUUCAUGAAAGAAUUCAUAAAGUUGGUGACGCAGUUCAUAAUGUUGCCCAUGAAGUCCAUGAUGGCAUUCAUGACAGAGUUCAUGAUUUAAAAAAUGUAAUCGGUAAUGUUGGCCAUAAUAUCCAUGAGCAAAUUCAUGACAGGCUUCAUGCAUUGAAAAACGUAGUUGAUAAUGUUGGCCAUAAUGUCCAUGAUGGCAUUCAUCAAACACUUAAUGGUUUUAGAAAUAUAGUUGGUAAUGUUGGCCAUGGAGUCCGUAAUGGCAUUCAUAAUACUCUUCACGGUGCGUCAUCCCAAGUGAAUGGUAACAGUGAAUUGGUAUAUUCAAACACAAAUCAAGAGCCUCUUACACAGAACGGAUUCAAUCCAUUAAAUAUUGUCAGCCGUAGAAGUCAAAAUAAUGAAAAUGUUGAACAAGGUCAUACCUUUGAAAAUGCAGGCAAGCAGGUUGGCGGAACAGUUGGAGGUGUAUUUGACAGUUUUGGAAACUUGUUUAGAUAUUAAGCAAGUAUUGAUAAUAUUUACUACUUGUAAAUUCUAUGUGUAUUAAAUCGAAUAAGUUUUCCUUUUUUCAACCAAUAAAACAAAUAUUGAUGUAUUGACACAUAUUAGCAGGUAUUAUGUAUUACUUUAUGAUGAUUUCCUUUACUUUAUUUUCUUUUGAUUUUUAAUGAAUCAAUAAUUUUUCU
This is a messenger RNA of Phymastichus coffea, 2259 nucleotides long. Its product is annotated as GATA zinc finger domain-containing protein 14-like. Lineage: Eukaryota; Metazoa; Arthropoda; Insecta; Hymenoptera; Eulophidae. The coding region runs from base 71 to 2074 and encodes 667 amino acids. The transcript has 3 exons. The record is from RefSeq and is a predicted model, not a curated record.